GCUGAAAGCGAAUAUGGUUUUGAUAUUGAAGACAACUAUUGCUCUCCGGAACAACAGCUCAAGGAUAUACAAGAACAACUAAAUUCGAAAGAAUACAUCGACGCAAUGACAUCUCUGAAGGCUGAAAUGGAAAAAGAAUGUCCUGAACUAUUUACAAAAUAA
Paramuricea clavata is the source of this 162-nucleotide messenger RNA. NCBI's taxonomy places the organism in Eukaryota, Metazoa, Cnidaria, Anthozoa, Malacalcyonacea, Plexauridae. The record is from the annotation of a GenBank genome assembly.